Messenger RNA from Acanthosepion pharaonis, 5502 nucleotides. The record is from the annotation of a GenBank genome assembly. Lineage: Eukaryota; Metazoa; Mollusca; Cephalopoda; Sepiida; Sepiidae.
AUGGUUCUCUCUUUCUUCCCCUUCUCUUCUCUCUCUUCCCCUCUUUCUCCUCCUCCUCCUCUUCUCCUUCUUUCCUUUACCUUCUUUUCCCCUUGUCUACUCUUUCCUUCUCUUCUCCUUCUUUUCUCUUUCUUUCCUUCUCUUUCUCCUCCUCUUCUGCUCUUUCUUUCCUUUCUUCUCUUUCUUCCCAUUCUCUUCUCCGCCUCCUUCUCUUGUCUUCCUUUCCCUUCUCUACUUCUUCUCAUCCUUCUCUUCUCUUUCUUCCCCUUCUCUUCCCUUUCUCACACUUCUCUUCUUUUUCUUCCCCCUCUCUUUUUCUUCCCAGUCUCUUCUCUUUCUUUCCCUUCUCUUCCUUUUCCCACUUCUCUUCUCUUUCUUCCGGGUCUCUUCUCUUUCGUCCUUUUCUCUUUCCUUUUUCCCCUUUCUCUUUUCCUUCUUCCCCUUGUAUUCUCUUUCUUCCCCUUCUCUUCUCCGCCUCCUUCUCUUGUCUUCAUUUCCCUUCUCUUCUCCGCCUCCUUCUCUUGUCUUCCUUUCCCUUCUCUAUUUCUUCUCAUCCUUCUCUUCUCUUUCUUCCCCUUCUCUUCCUUUUCCCACUUCUCUUCUCUUUCUUCCGGUCUCUUCUCUUUCGUCAUUUUCUCUUUCCUUUCCCCCCUUUUCUUUUCCUUCUUCCCUUUGUCUCUCUCUCUUCCCCUUCUCUUCUCCGCCUCCUUCUCUUGUCUUCCUUUCCCUUCUCUACUUCUUCUCAUCCUUCUCUUCCCACUUCUCUUCCUUUUCCCACUUCUCUUCUCUUUCUUCCGGGUCUCUUCUCUUUCGUCCUUUUCUCUUUCCUUUUCCCCUUUUCUUUUUCCUUCUUCCUUGUCUUCUCUUUCUUCCCUUCUCUUCUCCGCCUCCUUCUCUUGUAUUCCUUUCCCUUCUCUAUUUCUUCUCAUCCUUCUCUUCUCUUUCUUCCCCUUCUCUUCCUUUUCCCACUUCUCUUCUCUUUCUUCCGGGUCUCUUCUCUUUCGUCCUUUUCUCUUUCCUUUUCCCCCUUUCUCUUUUCCUUCUUCCCCUUGUCUUCUCUUUCUUCCACUUCUCUUCUCCGCCUCCUUCUCUUGUAUUGCUUUCCCUUCUCUAUUUCUUCUCAUCCUUCUCUUCUGUUUCUUCCCAUUCUCUUCCUUUUCCCACUUCUCUUCUCUUUGUUCCUCGUCUCUUCUCUUUCGUCCUUUUCUCUUUCCUUUUUCCCCUUUCUCUCUUUCCUUCUUCCCCUUGUCUUCUCUUUCUUCCCUUCUCUUCUCCGCCUCCUUCUCUUGUCUUCCUUUCCCUUCUCUACUUCUUCUCAUCCUUCUCUUCCCCCUUCUCUUCCUUUUCCCACUUCUCUUCUCUUUCUUCCGGGUCUCUUCUCUUUCGUCCUUUUCUCUUUCCUUUUUCCCCUUUCUCUUUUUCCUUCUUCCCCUUGUCUUCUCUUUCUUUCCCUUCUCUUCUCCGCCUCCUUCUCUUGUCUUCCUUUCCCUUCUCUAUUUCUUCUCAUCCUUCUCUUCUCUUUCUUCCCCUUCUCUUCCUUUUCCCACUUCUCUUCUCUUUCUUCCGGGUCUCUUCUCUUUCGUCCUUUUCUCUUUCCUUUUUCCCCUUUCUCUCUUUCCUUCUUCCCCUUGUCUUCUCUUUCUUCCCCUUCUCUUCUCCGCCUCCUUCUCUUGUCUUCCUUUCCCUUCUCUAUUUCUUCUCAUCCUUCUCUUCUCUUUCUUCCCCUUCUCUUCCUUUUCCCACUUCUCUUCUCUUUCUUCCGGGUCUCUUAUCUUUCGUCCUUUUCUCUUUCCUUUUUCGCCUUUCUCUUUUCCUUCUUCCCCUUGUCUUCUCUUUCUUCCCCUUCUCUUCUCCGCCUCCUUCUCUUGUCUUCCUUUCCCUUCUCUAUUUCUUCUCAUCCUUCUCUUCUUUUCUUCCCCUUCUCUUCCUUUUCCCUUCUCUUCUCUUUCUUCCGGUCUCUUCUCUUUCGUCCUUUUCUCUUUCCUUUUCCCCCUUUCUCUUUUCCUUCUUCCCCUUGUCUUCUCUCUCUUCCCCUUCUCUUCUCCGCCUCCUUCUCUUGUCUUCCUUUCCCUUCUCUACUUCUUCUCAUCCUUCUCUUCCCACUUCUCUUUCUUUUCCCACUUCUCUUCUCUUUCUUCCGGGUCUCUUCUCUUUCGUCCUUUUCUCUUUCCUUUUUCCCCUUUCUCUUUUCCUUCUUCCCCUUGUCUUCUCUUUCUUCCCCUUCUCUUCUCCGCCUCCUUCUCUUGUAUUCCUUUCCCUUCUCUAUUUCUUCUCAUCCUUCUCUUCUCUUUCUUCCCCUUCUCUUCCUUUUCCCACUUCUCUUCUCUUUCUUCCUCGUCUCUUCUCUUUCGUCCUUUUCUCUUUCCUUUUCCCCCUUUCUCUUUUCCUUCUUCCCCUUGUCUUCUCUUUCUUCCCCUUCUCUUCUCCGCCUCCUUCUCUUGUAUUCCUUUCCCUUCUCUAUUUCUUCUCAUCCUUCUCUUCUGUUUCUUCCCCUUCUCUUCCUUUUCCCACUUCUCUUCUCUUUCUUCCUCGUCUCUUCUCUUUCGUCCUUUUCUCUUUCCUUUUUCCCCUUUCUCUCUUUCCUUCUUCCCCUUGUCUUCUCUUUCUUCCCAUUCUCUUCUCCGCCUCCUUCUCUUGUCUUCCUUUCCCUUCUCUACUUCUUCUCAUCCUUCUCUUCCCCCUUCUCUUCCUUUUCCCACUUCUCUUCUCUUUCUUCCGGGUCUCUUCUCUUUCGUCCUUUUUCUCUUUCCUUUUUCCCCUUUCUCUUUUUCUUCUUCCCUUGUCUUCUUUUCUUUCCCUUCUCUUCUCCGCCUCCUUCUCUUGUCUUCCUUUCCUUCUCUAUUUCUUCUCAUCCUUCUCUUCUUUCUUCCCCUUCUCUUCCUUUUCCCACUUCUCUUCUCUUUCUUCCGGGUCUCUUCUCUUUCGUCCUUUUCUCUUUCCUUUUUCCCCUUUCUCUCUUUCCUUCUUCCCCUUGUCUUCUCUUUCUUCCCCCUUCUCUUCUCCGCCUCCUUCUCUUGUCUUCCUUUCCCUUCUCUAUUUCUUCUCAUCCUUCUCUUCUCUUUCUUCCCCUUCUCUUCCUUUUCCCCUUCUCUUCUCUUUCUUCCGGUCUCUUCUCUUUCGUCCUUUUCUCUUUCCUUUUUUCCCCUUUCUCUUUUCCUUCUUCCCCUUGUCUUCUCUUUCUUACCCUUCUCUUCUCCGCCUCCUUCUCUUGUCUUCCUUUCCCUUCUCUAUUUCUUCUCAUCCUUCUCUUCUCUUUCUUCCCCUUCUCUUCCUUUUCCCCCUUCUCUUCUCUUUCUUCCGGUCUCUUCUCUUUCGUCCUUUUCUCUUUCCUUUUUUCCCCUUUCUUUUCCUUCUUCCCCUUGUCUUUCUUUCUUCCCCUUCUCUUCUCCGCCUCCUUCUCUUGUCUUCCUUUCCUUCUUUAUUUCUUCUCAUCCUUCUCUUCUCUUUCUUCCCCUUCUCUUCCUUUUCCACUUCUCUUCUCUUUCUUCCGGGUCUCUUAUCUUUCGUCCUUUUUUCUCUUUCCUUUUUCCCUUUUCUCUUUUUCCUUCUUCCCUUGUCUUCUCUUUCUUCCCCUUCUCUUCUCCGCCUUCUUCUCUUGUCUUCCUUUCCUUCUCUAUUUCUUCUCAUCCUUCUCUUCUCUUUCUUCCCCUUCUCUUCCUUUUCCCCUUCUCUUCUCUUUCUUCCGGGUCUCUUCUCUUUCGUCCUUUUCUCUUUCCUUUUUCCCCUUUCACUUUUCCUUCUUACACUUGUCUUCUCUUUCUUCCCCUUCUCUUCUCCGCCUCCUUCUCUUGUCUUCCUUUCCCUUCUCUAUUUCUUCUCAUCCUUCUCUUCUCUUUCUUCCGCUUCUCUUCCUUUUCCCACUUCUCUUCUCUUUCUUCCUCGUCUCUUCUCUUUCGUCCUUUUCUCUUUGCUUUUUCCCCUUUCUCUCUUUCCUUCUUCCCCUUGUCCUCUCUUUCUUCCCCUUCUCUUCUCCGCCUCCUUCUCUUGUCUUCCUUUCCCUUCUCUAUUUCUUCUCAUCCUUCUCUUCUCUUUCUUCCCCUUCUCUUCCUUUUCCCACUUCUCUUCUCUUUCUUCCGGGUCUCUUCUCUUUCGUCCUUUUCUCUUUCCUUUUUCCCCUUUCACUUUUCCUUCUUCCCCUUGUCUUCUCUUUCUUCCCCUUCUCUUCUCCGCCUCCUUCUCUUGUCUUCCUUUCCCUUCUCUAUUUCUUCUCAUCCUUCUCUUCUUUUCUUCCCCUUCUCUCUUCCUUUCCCCUUCUCUUCUCUUUCUUCCUCGUCUCUUCUUUUUCGUCCUUUUCUCUCCCUUUUCCCCUUUCUCUCUUUCCUUCUUCCCCUUUGUAUUCUCUUUCUUCCCUUCUCUUCUCCGCCUCCUUCUCUUUCUUCCUUUCUCCUUCUAUUUCUUCUCAUCCUUCUCUUCUUUUUCUUCCCCGUCUCUUCUCUUUCUUCCCCUUCUCUUCCUUUUCCCACUUCUCUUCUCUUUCUUCCGGGUCUCUUCUCUUUCGUCCUUUACUCUUUCCUUUUUCCCCUUUCACUUUUUUCCUUCUUUCCCUUGUCUUCUUUUCUUCCCCUUCUCUUCUCCGCCUCCUUCUCUUGUCUUCCUUUCCCUUCUCUAUUUCUUCUCAUCCUUCUCUUCUCUUUCUUCCCCUUCUCUUCCUUUUCCCACUUCUCUUCUCUUUCUUCCUCGUCUCUUCUUUUUCGUCCUUUUCUCUUUCCUUUUUCCCCUUUCUCUCUUUCCUUCUUCCCCUUCUCUUCUCUUUCUUCCCCUUCUCUUCUCCGCCUCCUUCUCUUGUCUUCCUUUCCCUUCUCUAUUUCUUCUCAUCCUUCUCUUCUUUUUCUUCCCCGUCUCUUCUCUUUCUUCCCCUUCUCUUCCAUUUUCCCACUUCUCUUCUCUUUCUUCCGGGUCUCUUCUCUUUCGUCCUUUUCUCUUUCCUUUUUCCCCUUUCUCUCUUUCCUUCUUCCCCUUGUCUUCUCUUUCUUACCAAUCUAUCAGUCAUCUUGUUCCCAUUAUUUGUCUUUGUUCCUUUUCAUUCUUCUCUCUUCUCCCAACUUUAACCUUUCACUUCUCUCUGUCUCUCUCUUUCAUCUCUCUCACUCACUCGCCACACUUUUAUUCUCCCCCUUCUUAUACUUGUCUUUUUCAAAUCUUCAUCCUCAUCUCAUUGAUAUGCGGCAUUCUAAUUUAACAUUUCGUCUUACCCGCCAUUCUCAAUACUCCUCUUUAUUUCUCUCUCUCACUCCCUCUCACUCGCUUUCUCUCUUUGUCUCCUCUUCUCAUUGUUCUCUUUUUACUUGCAUAUCAUUAAUUUUUUUUUUAUCUCUCAAUCCUUUUCACCAUUACUCGAUCCGCCCUUGGUGCUCUCUCUCUUUCUUUCCCUUCUCUUCUCUUUCUUCCCCUUCUCUUCUCUUUCUUCCCCUUCUCUUCUCUUUCUUCUCCUCUUUUUUCCCCUUCUCUUUCUUCCCAUUCUCUCGCCUUUCUUUCCUUUCACUUCUUUUACCCCUACUCUAG